This is a messenger RNA of Magnusiomyces paraingens, 2022 nucleotides long. RefSeq lists its product as uncharacterized. Bases 1 to 2022 code for a protein of 673 amino acids. The transcript has 7 exons. Gene Ontology annotation, molecular function: RNA-DNA hybrid ribonuclease activity; nucleic acid binding. The record is from RefSeq and is a predicted model, not a curated record. Gene Ontology annotation, biological process: DNA replication, removal of RNA primer. Lineage: Eukaryota; Fungi; Ascomycota; Dipodascomycetes; Dipodascales; Dipodascaceae.
AUGGCUAGAAAGAAGUUUUACGCCGUUGCAAAGGGUAACAACCCAGGAGUCUAUGAUUCAUGGGAUGAAGCCCAGGGCCAGGUUAAUAAAUUUAAAGGAAGCCAACACAAGUCAUUUAAUACUUUGCAAGAAGCUGAAGCUUAUAUGAGACAGGAAAGUACAUCUGUGAAUACGAGCUCCAGAAUUUCAAGAACACCUGUCGUCCGUUCAAGUCAACAUAUCACGAAAACAAGUAAAAAAAUACAAACUUCUUCGAUAAAUUUUCAGCAGGCUUAUAGUAGUAAUUAUUCCAGUGCAGUUAUUACUAGGUCUUCAGAAAAUAAAAAAAAUGUAGUUGAUGUUUAUACAGAUGGCAGCACACUUGGCAAUGGUCAAAAGGGUGCUAGGGCAGGCUAUGGAGUUUAUUAUGGCAAUGGAGACUUGCGCAAUGUAAGCAAACCUCUUCCUGGAACAAUACAAACAAACCAGCGAGCAGAGCUUUCCGCUGUGAACGAGGCACUGAAUCAAUCCUUGAAAGAUCGACCUGAGAAAGUCAACAUAUACACUGAUUCCCAAUACUCGAUUAAUUGCAUGACAUCUUGGGGAGAUAAAUGGGAAAACAAGGAUUAUAAAACUGUGAAUGGAACUACAGUUCAAAAUCAAGAUUUGGUUAAAACUGGUCGUAAGCUAAUCAAGGAGUUGGAAAAAGAAAGUGUUGAUAUACAGUUUCACUAUGUUCCAGGCCAUAAAGGCCAUCUUGGGAAUGAAGAAGCCGAUCGCUUGCAACACUUGGGAGAAGAUAAAUUGCCUAGUGGCAUCGGGCUACCCUCAAAAUACACAUAUUUUGAUUCUUAUAUGAAAUCAUUUUCUAAUCGACUAGAAGCUGAAAAUUUUUUAAAAAUAGCAUCAUCUUUGAAAUCGCCCGAAGACAAAAAGAAGAGAUAUUAUGCUGUUCAACAAGGUCGGGAAAUAGGCGUAUUUGAAAAGUUCGGGGAUGCCCUCCAAAGUGUUGACAAAUUCAAAAAUUCCAGAUGGAAAGCAUUUACUUCAUAUGAAGAAGCUGAUGCAUUUGUGAAGCAAGCAGAUGACAGUAGUUUAAAAGAAAGUAACGACAAUGGUCGAUACUAUGCCGUACGCCGAGGGCGUAAAACAGGAAUUUUUAGUACAUGGGAAGAGACCAGAGAAGUAAUAGAUAGAUACCGCAAAGCCGAGUAUAGACUCUUUAAAAAUAAGGAUGACGCGGAGGUUUAUAUUAUGCAUAAUGAUCAAUUGACCAAAUCUACACGCAGAUUUUACGUUAUUCAAUGUGGCGAUAGUUAUGAGAUUUUUCAGACAAGUGUGAAUAUGCCAGAUUACUCUUUUAACUUUGGUGAUGGUCAGGUGCAGCUAUUUGACACAUAUGAAGAUGCUAAGAAGCACCUUAAAGGGUUGAUAGAUCCUGAAGAAUAUGAAGUUAGAGAGCAUGAAAUGAUUUAUAUUGAAACAGGCUCAAUUGGAGAAAAUCCAAAGUUUAAAGGUAUGAAUAGUGGGGAAGUUUGCAAUGUGUAUACCGAUGGGUCGUCUAGGGGAAAUGGGAUCGAGGGAGCUGUUGCAGGAGUUGGGGUAUUUUAUGGUAAGAACGAUUUGCGAAAUGUAAGCCGGCUAUUGGGGCCUGGACCACAAACCAACAACCGGGCAGAGCUUGCAGCAAUGACUGAUGCACUUUUGCAAGCAAAGAUUGAUAGGCCUAGUCAGCUCAACAUAUACUCUGAUUCACAGUAUGCGAUUGAGUUGAUGACAAUAUUAAAGAGCAAAUGGGAAGAGCGAAAGUAUAAACGAGGGGACGGACGACUAAUGCCAAAUGCAGAUUUGAUUGAAAAGGGGCACCAAUUGUUGUAUAUUUUAGAGAUGAUGGAAGUAUGUGUGGAGUUUAUUCAUAUUAAGGGUCACUCAGACAAUUAUGGUAACGAUCAAGCGGAUAGACUUGCAAACGAAGGUGCAAUCACUAAUGGUGGUUUUAAGUCUGUAAUUGAUGACAAUAAUGUAAAAGCUAAGAUAAGCUAA